Molecule: messenger RNA, 2033 nt
Organism: Corylus avellana
Lineage: Eukaryota; Viridiplantae; Streptophyta; Magnoliopsida; Fagales; Betulaceae
Product: auxin-responsive protein IAA26
Biological process (GO): regulation of DNA-templated transcription
Cellular component (GO): nucleus
Source: RefSeq, a predicted model, not a curated record
GGGAUAUUGUAGCUAGCACAGCACGCUUUGUUGCUUCCUGAGCUGAACGACCUAACGUUUUAUAGGGGCUCUGGUUGCGUGCGUGAUGGUCUAAUUCCGUUUCCUGUUUUGUGCUCAAGAGUGAAGGGAAUCUCUCUGGUUCUUUCAUCCCGUGUCUCUUUUUUCGCCUCUUCCAAAUCACCGUCUGUAAACCUCUAUAUAUCAAGUCCGUAGAAAGAAAAAGAGAGAGAGAGAGAGAGAGAGAGAACCCACUAAGCGUGCCAAAAAAAAAAAAAAAGCUUUUAAAGAGAAAAGCCAGAUAUCAAUCCCAUGCUAUUAUAGCUCCCUCAAGUCUCCAUCUUUGCUUUCGGGUUGUUAUUCUUAUUGGGUUUUCUUUCCCUUUGGUGGGGUUUCUGUUGAGCUCUUAAAAUAUUGUGCUUUACGUUUAAGUCUCGGGGUGUUGGUCUCAAACUUUCAAGGAUUUUCAUGGGUGUUUCUUAGUUUCCCUUUGUUUUCUUGCUUGGAACAUUUUCUCUCCGGAUUUUCGAUUCAGAGGCCAAAAGAACUGUUUUUUUUUUUUUCGAAGAUUCUAGGAUGUGGGUCUUCUUGGUUUUGAGUUCUGGUUAACCUCUUAGGUUGAAAUCUUCUUGCUUCUGAUUGACUAAGUAGUUGAGAAAAGGUGAUUUAGCGAUGGAGGGAUCUUCAAGAAAUGAGGUAUGUCCUCAGCUGUUGGAUUUGAUUCCCAAACAGGGAGAGUGGCUUAGGAACAGAGACGGAGAAAGAAGGCAUGGCCUUUCAGAGGAGAAAAAGUUGGAGCUUAGGCUUGCUCCACCUGGCGAGGACUGGUCUAUGAAAGAUAACACAAAGACAAACCAUAGAGACAGAGAUGAGUCUCUGCUCUCUCUUGCCUACUUCUCUCCCAUGGCUUCCAUGAACCAUAACACAAGCAUCAACAAUAACAGCAAUGGAAGCACUGUUUUCUCAUCUCCAUGGUCUUCUUCAGCUUAUCAGGGGAAGACCCAGCACAGUCAGCAGCAGACAAAAGCUCCAUUUCUUCAGUUCCCUUCAACCCCUCAGGAAGCAUCACAGCCUUGUUGCACUAAAGUGGUCGACUUGCAGAGUGCAGAGAAGAAAACAUUUUCACCAUCUUCUGCGAAGACAGCUGUUCCCAACAGUUCUCAGAAAAGGACUGCUCCAGCUCCAGUGGUGGGGUGGCCUCCAAUUCGUUCAUUCAGGAAGAAUCUUGCGAGCAGCAGCUCUUCAAAACCAGCUCCAGAGUCGCAAAAUGCGGCCCCAGACGAGACUGCUGCUAUAAAACCGGUUGAAAUUUGCGGCAAAGGCCUGUUCGUGAAGAUCAACAUGGAUGGAGUACCUAUUGGGAGAAAAGUGGAUCUCAAGGCAUAUGACACCUAUGAGAAACUCUCCUCUGCUGUUGAUGAACUCUUCAGGGGCCUGCUUGCAGCUCAAAGAGAUGCCUGUGCUGGUGGAGUCCACCAGAAGAAGCAAGAGGAAGAGAAAGCGAUUACAGGUUUAUUGGAUGGAAGUGGCGAGUAUACUCUCGUUUAUGAGGAUAAUGAAGGAGACAGGAUGCUGGUUGGGGAUGUCCCAUGGCACAUGUUUGUGUCUACUGUGAAGAGGCUGCGUGUGUUGAAGAGCUCUGAACUUUCUGCACUCAGCAUUUGCAGCAAGCAAGAGAAGGUGCAAUUUGACUCUGCAAUGAAGUGAGAUGUUUCUCCUGAUUUCUGUUUCCAUUUGACAUUUUGGUGCAUAUUUUUCUCGUUGGUGAUCAAGAAAAGAAAGAACCAAGUUUCAGCUCACAAGUCCCCAAGUGCCUGAUGUUUCAUGGAUGGUUUUUGUUUCUGUUGAGAGACUUCUUCCUCCUUUUGUUCGUCUUUUAUAUCCCUCUUUGGCUUUUGUAGAAAGUUAAAAACAGCCAGACAAAUGUUGUUCUGAUGAUAUGAUAUGCAGUGUUGAGUAACAAUUAAACUUGUGAUAUUUUUGGUUUGUAUUUACUUCUCUGGUUUAUACAAAAGUGGGACAAACGUCUUAAAUCA